AUGGAACUUGAAAUAAGAAAAACAAAGUAUACUUUCAAGAGUUUAAAGGUAGAGGAAUUGAGAAAGCUAGGAAGCCUAGGAUCCAUGAUUGUUAACCAAGAUAAGUUCUGUAACAAGUAUGGAAGGUUGUUGAAUCUCCUCGAAACAAAUAUGAAGGAAGGGAUUCUCUCUACAUUGAUCCAAUUCUAUGAUCCCUUAUAUCAUUGUUUCAUCUUCCCUGAUUAUCAGCUAUUGCCAACCUUGGAAGAAUAUUCAAGCAUCAUAGGGUUGCCCAUAACUGGAAGGAUUCCCUUUACUGGUCUGGAAGGAGAUCCCAAGUCUCAUGACAUUGCAAAGUUCACCCACUUAAGGAAGGAUGAUAUUGAAAAGAAUAUGGAUACCAAGGGAGGAUUACCUGGACUACCUACUCAAUUCUUGAUGAAGAAAGCUCUCUCCUUUUCCAAGGCAGGAAAAGUGGAGGACUUUGAAGCUGUAUUUGCCCUUCUUGUUUAUGGAUUGUUCUUGUUCCCAAAUAUUGACAAAUUUGUUGAUAUGAAUGCAAUUAAGAUCUUCAUGAAAGGAAACCCUAUUCCCACCUUGCUAGGGGACGCUUACUACUCCAUCCAUUUGAGGAAUUCCUAUGGAAAAGGAAUGAUUACUUGUUGUACUCCUUUGUUAUACAAGUGGUACAUUUCUCAUUUGCCAAAUACCAAUGAUCUUUGGGAUAUCAAAGAAGGUCACAAAAGAUUAUGA
Messenger RNA from Vicia villosa (hairy vetch), 732 nucleotides. RefSeq lists its product as uncharacterized. The transcript has a single exon. The record is from RefSeq and is a predicted model, not a curated record. Lineage: Eukaryota; Viridiplantae; Streptophyta; Magnoliopsida; Fabales; Fabaceae. The coding region runs from base 1 to 732 and encodes 243 amino acids.